Messenger RNA from Styela clava, 3194 nucleotides. Its product is annotated as membrane-bound acylglycerophosphatidylinositol O-acyltransferase mboat7-like. Lineage: Eukaryota; Metazoa; Chordata; Ascidiacea; Stolidobranchia; Styelidae. The record is from RefSeq and is a predicted model, not a curated record. Gene Ontology annotation, biological process: lipid modification; phosphatidylinositol biosynthetic process. Gene Ontology annotation, molecular function: lysophospholipid acyltransferase activity. Gene Ontology annotation, cellular component: mitochondria-associated endoplasmic reticulum membrane contact site; membrane.
UCAGCUUGACUUUGCUAUGUAAACAUUUAAUAACUUUACUCACGAUGACUUUUAAUUUAUUGAAACUGAAGAAGAAUGUGUGUUCAUUUAGGCGUGACAUCAGCUGUUUUCAAUCUUAAACAUUUGCUUUUUCCAAGUUAUUGAUCAUCCAGCGCGUGCGACUGCAGCUUCGCGUGUCUGUCUGACCGUCGUUCGGUCGUAUUUCAGUAUUUACUCUGAGAUAUUACCACUAUAAAGAUGAUACCGUUGUCCGAGUUUAUCGACAGGGAUUAUGCAUAUAUCGCUGUAGUAGCUGUAUCCAUAUUUUUGGGAGGAUUCACUAGAAAAAUAAAGAAUGUCGAGACCAAAAAACUUUUCACUUUCCUCGUCGGAUUUACGAUCGUCAGCGCUUUCUGUGGAGCAGAGGUUUUGCAUUCGUUGAUAACUAUCAUAAUAGGCACCUUGCUUAUUAAACAAUGCUCGAAUAGGAGCAUGCCAAAAAUGGUUUUCCUUUUCUCAUUUCUAUAUCGAAUAUUCUUCUGUUUGUCUUCGUUCUUUACUUCAUGGAGAGACGACAGAAAUUUAGCAAAUGGGAUUCAGCUAGUUUUAACUAUAAAGAUGAUUUGCGUUGCAUAUGAGGUCGAUGAUUUUCGAAGAAGACAAGCAAAUGAAAACGCCCAUGCUAAUGGUCAUUCUAAUGGCGUCGGAAAUGGAUUCUCUAAUAAUCACAACAAUAUUACUACAAUGGACAAACACAAAACAUUCCCAUUGAAUGAGGAGCCAUCAUUUUUCGAUAUUAUCUGCUACAUGUACUGCUUCUUGGGCAUCGGAACAGGUCCAUUUUAUCGUUAUCGCACUUAUCAUGAUAUGAUCUUUCUGCCUCAACAUAUAUCGAAGCCUCUACCUGCUGUUGAUCACAUUAUCUCUCGUCUGAGUAUAUUAACGAUGCUUAUCAUUGUUUCUGUUGGUGGUGGAAUGUUAUUUGGAGUCAAAGAAAUGAAAUCUGAUGAAUUUUAUGAGAGAUCAUUUUUUUAUAGAUUUUUUUAUGUCCUACCAAUCGGAGCCAUAGGAAUGUCAAGAUAUGGAGUAAUUUGGUUUUUAUCUGAAUUUGGAUUUGCCAUGUCUGGUCUUGGUGUUUACCCAGAGUCUAUGAAGCCAGAGCCAGGUAGAGGACCAACAAAUUUUCAUGAUGGAAAUGAUGACAUAUGGGGCAAAAAAAUUGCCAGAGGACUACGGUAUAGUUUUGAAUCAACCAGAAAUGUGUAUAUUGUACAAGGUUUAACUGCCAAAACGUACGCUAAAACAUUUCGAUGGUGGAAUUGUACAGUGCAAUGGUGGUUGGCACAUUUCAUUUAUGCGAGCAAAUUAUUCUCUGGGAAACCAGUGUUUAUAAGAUGGUUAGCAGUUGCUAUUGUGUCUGCAGUAUGGCAUGGAUUCAAGGCAGGAUAUUACUUCUCUUUUGUUGGAAUGACAUAUGUAGCAUUUGCGGAAUUCUUAUUGCUGAGUCAAGUUGGGGCAAGACUGAACAAGAAUGCCAGAGUGGUAUUUGAUUUAGUACAUUAUCUACUAUACAAAGCAGUUGGAAUUGGAUCAUUUAUGACAACAUUUUCGUUAUCAAAUUAUUCAGAUGUUAUGAGAUACCUCGCUUCUGUGUAUUAUGGAAUAUAUGGUGUGGCAACGGCGUCUAUUAUAUUGAGUGUAAUUACCAGUGUGGUGUUCUCAAUGAUUCCAAAAGAAACAGUAAAAAGAGAGAAGACUGAAUAAUAUGGACUAGUUGUAUUAUAAUUUAUGUAGAUUAAAUUAUUUCAUUUAAAAAAGAAUAUUUUAAAGCGAAUAUCUUAAUGUUUGGGAGUAAUGUAACGGGUAUAGGUAUCAAUGGUCGAAUAGUUUGUUAUUCUAAAAUCCAGAGUUCAAAUAUAUUUCGAUUUUGAUUUAUCUUAACGGACAUAUUCUCCAGUAAGAUCAUAGUUUAUGGAUUACUUUACUAGCUCGUUUCUCUUUGUAGACUCACGCGUUGGUGGCAAAGCAAGAAUCAUUUUGCCCACACAAAGAUGAAAUUUAAAAAACAAAAUCAUGCUAUAUGCUAAAUUUUACACAGUUAAAGCAGAAAAAGGGUAAAAUUUGGCAUAAAUCAUGUUUUUGGCUGCGAAAAUAGUACUUUCUGUCACUGUUAUCAUACUUUUGUAAUGUAAUUAAAAAUUAUUUCAACAACAUGUUAGGAACAACUUUCAGGAAUAGUUUAGUAUUAGAAGGUUGUAUGACACAAAAUGCUAUUACUAUAUAUAUUGAUAGUGUUAUCUUCUAUAAGUACAGUUUAAUAAUAGUAAAGCUAUUAUUUACUUAUGAUAUUUAUUGUGCUGCGAAAUCAUUACUUAAUUAUUUAUUAAUCCUUGUCAACUGCGGAUUUGUGUGCACAAUAUUCUGGGGAAUUUAUGUGUGGAUGUGCACAUGUAAUGAAAGGUGACGACAACUUCAAAUUUUUAGUUCAUUUUAUUUGAUUUUUUUUGUAUUAAUUAUUUACUGUUGUAAAUGUGUUAGUUCAUUGUUGUUUGUUUUAAUGUUUAAUUUCUUUUUAAUUAAUUAGUUCUGCUUAUUUAUUAUUUAAUUACUGUGCUAUAUUUCUGCUGUGUAUCUUUUAUUUGAUCGUACUAAUACCAUCUGUAAACGUUUUUUUUUUCAUUUUUUUUGUAUAAUUUGACUCUAGUGAAUAGGUGAAUAUAUGUACACGGGUACACCAAAAUAAUCUGCGUAAAAUCUGUGAAAUAAUUUUUGCCCAAAAAUUGAUAGAUUAACAUAUUUUAGGGCAACCUAAUUUUGCUUUUAGGCCAAUAAUUUUUUCACUGCCAUAUAAAAAUUGUAUUCGCGUCUCUAUUAGGGUAGUUUUAAUACAGGGGUCAUAGUAAGUGGCCUAUGAUGUUGCAUUAGUCUAUAAAACUAUUGGCCGAAUUUUAUUUGCAAAAAAUACAUAGUGCCAUAACAAAAUUAUUUAUUGCUGUUCUUUCAUAAUGAUUUUUCCACAGUUUAAAUCUGAUUCUCUGCUGAGGGUAUCAAACUUCCAAGUUCGAAGUUUAGGUAAAUUUUGUGUGACGUGCUGCAAUGUCCAUAAGGAAUCGUAUAGUUGAAUCUGUUCGCAGUUAUAUACCUAUAUUAAACAUUUUUAAUUCACAAUUUAAAGGAUAAUUUGAUUUGAAAAAGUAUCAUUUUUAGCAUUUAAU